Molecule: messenger RNA, 1174 nt
Organism: Pyrus x bretschneideri (Chinese white pear)
Lineage: Eukaryota; Viridiplantae; Streptophyta; Magnoliopsida; Rosales; Rosaceae
Product: chlorophyll a-b binding protein CP26, chloroplastic-like
Exons: 6
Coding region: 77-949 (290 amino acids)
Biological process (GO): response to light stimulus; photosynthesis, light harvesting in photosystem I
Cellular component (GO): chloroplast thylakoid membrane; plastoglobule
Source: RefSeq, marked provisional
GCAGUACUGAGAUAGGGAGAGAGUCUCCUGGCCGGGAAGGACGUGGCCAGUACGUGUAGUUGAGACUGAUAUUCAAAUGGCUUCUCUGGCAGCAUCGACAGCGGCCGCCUCCCUCGGCAUGUCUGAAUUGCUCGGAAACAGCCUGAUCAACUUCACCGGGGCAGCGAGGUUGGCCCCUUCAGCCAACACCCAAGCCACCUUCAAGACAGUCGCACUCUUCUCCAAGAAGAAGGCCGCACCACCUCCCAAGGCCAAGGCUGUUGCUCCCGCUGACGAAGAGCUCGCCAAGUGGUAUGGUCCUGAUAGAAGAAUCUUCUUGCCGUCGGGGCUCUUGGACCGAUCAGAGAUCCCAGAGUACUUGACUGGAGAAGUUCCUGGAGAUUAUGGAUAUGAUCCUUUUGGGCUUGGCAAGAAGCCAGAAAACUUCAGCAAAUACCAAGCAUAUGAGCUGAUCCACGCUCGGUGGGCUAUGCUUGGUGCAGCCGGAUUCAUCAUUCCAGAGGCCUUCAACAAAUUCGGAGCUAACUGCGGCCCUGAGGCUGUUUGGUUCAAGACAGGAGCUCUACUCCUUGAUGGGAACACACUGAAUUACUUUGGGAAGAACAUACCGAUUAAUCUUAUCUUCGCUGUUGUUGCUGAGGUUGUUCUUCUUGGUGGAGCUGAAUACUACAGAAUCACUAACGGUUUGGAAUUGGAGGACAAGCUUCACCCAGGUGGUCCUUUUGACCCAUUGGGGCUGGCUAAGGAUCCAGACCAGGCUGCAUUGCUAAAGGUGAAGGAGAUUAAGAACGGAAGACUUGCCAUGUUUUCCAUGCUCGGUUUCUUCCUCCAAGCGUAUGUCACCGGAGAAGGUCCUGUCGAAAACCUAUCGAAGCAUCUCAGCGAUCCCUUCGGCAACAACUUGCUUACUGUCAUUGGUGGAUCUAUCGAAAGAGCUCCAACCCUGUAAUUCUAAGUUUCCUCUUUAUUCUCCUCCAAUCAAAAUUAAAAGCAUUGUAUAUCACAUUGAGUCCUUUUAAGGGCUUUUAACCUUGAUCUUUAAAUGGAAUUGCUCUAUCUUUUCACCCACGUUACAACGCUGGUUGUUGUUGAUAGAACUAUUAUAUUUCUUCGGGGCUAAGCCAAAUUAUCAUCCUGUGCCGAUUCGUGACAUUCAAUUGUCACUUGUCUGUUU